This is a messenger RNA of Thlaspi arvense, 1479 nucleotides long. The record is from the annotation of a GenBank genome assembly. Lineage: Eukaryota; Viridiplantae; Streptophyta; Magnoliopsida; Brassicales; Brassicaceae.
AUGAUGAGAGACGACGAUGGUGGUGAUGAUGAUCAACGCCGCGAGGGUUCGCCGGGUGAGAAGAGAUCGUUUGAUCUUAUGGCGAGGUUGUUUGUCGAUUUCGUUGAUGAGGAAACAAAAGCCAGACGAGGCAACGAAGAAGAAGAAGAGAGAAACAGUGUAGGGACGAAAUCUUUCUUCGGAAAGCGAAAGACUGAUGCGGUCGACGAUAGUCAACAAAACCCUAACCGUCAUGAUGCUUCUUCUUCAAGUAUGUCCGACGACGAACCUAUCAGAGAAACAAAGCCUAAUUCGGUCAGAGGUAAGUCGGUGAAAGGUUUAACGAAACGAGGGAAGGUUCUCCGAGGAUCGGGCUCCUCUCAAGGGUAUGAGAAUGAGAACAUGGAGGUGGUUCCAUACGCCGAAUCUUUCUUGGGAAAACGAAAGAUUGAUGAGUUCGAGAGUCAACAGCAAAACCCUAACCGUCAUGAUGCUUCUUCUUCAAGUAUGUCCUGCGUAGCGUCCAAGAGGCGUCUUCUGGUACCCGACGGCGAACCGAUCAGAGCGGAGCCGAUUAGAGAAAUAAAGCCGCCGGUCAGAAGUAGAAUAAAACCGGCCAUAAGAGAGCCGGUCAGAAGAGAGAGGGCGGUGAUGCCGGAAUGGGUGGUUGACCGGAUGAGAGAAGAGAACGCUACAGAUGCAAAGCUGAUCACGGAGAAGGGUAUUAAGGCGAGUGAUCUCAGUACACAACUGGCUCGUCUCUUGAUUCCAUUCAACCAAAUGGAGGAGAUGGACUUCUUGAACGAGGCAGAGCAAAUCAUCAUUGAGGAACACCGCAGCAAGAUUAGCAAAAAGGGAGUUCCUGUGAACUUGGUGAGUGACAGUGGCCGUGACCGUGACCGUAACCGUAAACAGUGGAAGCUUAACCUCAAGAGAUGGGAUAUGAAGACCAGUUGCAAUUACGUUCUGAAUUCUGGAUGGAACGAUGUCUCCGGCCAUCACAGGCUGCGAGUUGAUCAAAUUAUUCGCCUCUGGUCCUUCCACUCCCAACGUGGGAAGCGGGAGCUCUUUUUUGCUCUCGAACUCGUUCCGCCGCCUCCAGCUCCGGCCAUGGCUCUAGCUCCGGCUUUGGCUCAAGCUCAGGAUCCAGUUCCAGCUGCAGCUUCAUCUUCAACACCGGUUCCGGUUGCAACUAGAGAUUCUGAAGAGCUACAUAUUGCUCGCGAACUCGUUCCGCCGCCUCCUGCUCCGGCUAUGGCUCCAGAACCGGCUUUGGCUCCAGCUCAGGCUCCAGCUCCACUUCCAGCUGCAGCUUCAUCUUCAACUCCGGCUCCGGUUGCAACUAGAGAUUCUGAAGAGCUAUCUAUAGGUGAAGCUAGUCGCCUCGAGGCCCAAGAAGAGACAAAUACAAGGACCUCACCACCCCUUUCCCCCAGAGGUCUAAGGGCGGCGGAAAUCCUGGUCCUCUUAUCAAGAAGAGGUUCCGGCCAAAACAGCUAA